This is a messenger RNA of Hyposmocoma kahamanoa, 1068 nucleotides long. Its product is annotated as scolexin B-like. Lineage: Eukaryota; Metazoa; Arthropoda; Insecta; Lepidoptera; Cosmopterigidae. Gene Ontology annotation, biological process: proteolysis. The transcript is spliced from 7 exons. The coding region runs from base 1 to 1023 and encodes 340 amino acids. Gene Ontology annotation, molecular function: serine-type endopeptidase activity. The record is from RefSeq and is a predicted model, not a curated record.
AUGGCCUGCAACGGGGCGGCGAAAAACUGUGUCGACAUUGAAGGUGGUUGCACCAGUGCCAUGGACUCUCGCAAGUGGUUAGCAGUGCUCACGGCACUCGCGUUUGUCGCCAGUGCCCGUGCGCGACCCGGCAACGAUAUAACAGACGUUCCCAAACAACCAUCGAAUGAAGUUACCAGCAGCAAGAACGGGCAUGUAAAACCCGAUGCCAACAACGAUAUUAGAAAUUCUUUGACAGUGGCCAAAGAAACUGAGACAACAACAGAUGUUGUAGCUUCUUCUACAGAAAAAGUGGAAGAAACGAAGAAUUUAGAGGUUACGAAACCCGUGAACGAACGGUUUCCACAUGCUGUUCUCUUCGGAGACACUUGUGGUGGGUCUAUUAUCAGCGCUAAAUGGAUUCUAACUGCUGCACAUUGCUCGUUACACACGAGUUGGCCCUACGUGCUGGCGGGGACCAACCAGACGGACGACGGCAGCGGCGUCGAGCGAAGCGUCAAGCGGCUCGUUCUUCACCCUAAGUUUUCUGUGGGCCCUUUUUGGCUUGAUGCCGACCAAUACGACAUUAAACAGGUAGCAGCUGACUGGGACUUUAUGUUAGCUGAACUGGAAGAACCAUUGCCGCUAGACGGCAAAAAGAUAGCCGCUGCGGACUUAAAUGACCAAUCAGACGUGCCCGAGGGUCUAGCCGUCAGCUUCGCGGGUUACGGCGCAGAACACCAUGGUGACUACAUGCGCAACGAGAUGCAUAGCAUGGAUCUGGAGGUGAAGGCGGACAGCGUAUGCCAGGAGGCUUUGAUAGAGUAUGAACCCAAGACCAUGCUGUGCACGAAGGGCCGCGCACCUAGAUACGAUUCCGCUUGCAAUGGCGACAGCGGCAGUGGUCUCGUAGCGAAUGGCAAACUCUACGGCGUGGCGUCGUGGGUGCAAGACGACGCGCACCGAUGCUUCAAUGGCGCGCUCGUGGUUUUCUCGCGUGUUUCCGCCGUACGCGACUGGAUCCGGCAGGUCACCAAGAUAUAAACAAUAACACGAAGAUACGACCACCAUUCACUAUUCUACACGUCG